Messenger RNA from Drosophila elegans, 588 nucleotides. RefSeq names its product altered inheritance of mitochondria protein 44. The record is from RefSeq and is a predicted model, not a curated record. NCBI's taxonomy places the organism in Eukaryota, Metazoa, Arthropoda, Insecta, Diptera, Drosophilidae. Bases 76 to 558 code for a protein of 160 amino acids. The transcript has a single exon.
AAUGACAAACUUGAUAUAUAAGAAAUUCAAAUUUUCACAAAAGUAAAUUAUUAGGAUAUUAUUUGGUUUUUAAUAAUGAGCAAUAGGAAAUCGAAAUUACUGAAAUCGCUGGAGGAUUCUGUGCCGCCCAUCGAUCAUGAAGACGUCGUCCGUCUGAUCGCCGACCAGAUUCGCCAGCCUCUCAUGGAUCCAAUUGAACGGAAUCGGAAUAACAAGGAGGAUCUGAGCAUCCUGCACCUAGAAGAUGCCAUCAAAUUCAGGGAUUCGAUGAGUACAUUCCAUAUUUCGCCUACAGCAGAAUCUCUUGAUGAGGUGAUGCCCGUAAAGGAUGAGGAUCUUGGGGAGAUGAUUGAGAUUCUUACUGACUCCAUUCUCGUUGAGGAAGAUGAAGGCGAAAAUGAAGAUGAAGAAGAUAACUAUGACGAUGAGGAUGAGGAUGAGGAGGAUGACGAAAACGAUGAAGAUGUAGAUGAGGUAGAAGACUUGGGCGAUGGCGAAGAAAAUGUUAAGACGGGCGAUAGUCAGAAAAUAGAUCAUAAAAAUCAUAUAUUUGAUUAAAUUUUCAUUUCAUAUGAGAAAAAGCUAAUA